Schizosaccharomyces octosporus yFS286 is the source of this 2046-nucleotide messenger RNA. RefSeq names its product tRNA (cytosine-5-)-methyltransferase. Gene Ontology annotation, cellular component: cytoplasm; nucleus. The record is from RefSeq and is a predicted model, not a curated record. The transcript is spliced from 6 exons. The coding region runs from base 1 to 2046 and encodes 681 amino acids. Gene Ontology annotation, biological process: tRNA methylation. Gene Ontology annotation, molecular function: tRNA binding; tRNA (cytidine-N5)-methyltransferase activity. Lineage: Eukaryota; Fungi; Ascomycota; Schizosaccharomycetes; Schizosaccharomycetales; Schizosaccharomycetaceae.
AUGGGAAAAAAAAAUACUAAGCCUACGCAAGGAAAGCGCGCUUAUAAUGAUAAAAGCGAGAUUGUGCUAGAAAAUGAAAAGUUUGAAAGCUAUUACCGUAAACAAAACAUUUUUGGUAACAGUACCGAAUCUGAAUCUGAAAAAGAAUUCCAAACGUUGAUGGAAUUUCUUAAAAAGCCAUUGCCUACAACUUUUCGAAUUUGCGGUUAUCUGCAGCAUGCCUUUGAAUUAAAAAAUCAUUUUGAGAAAAAUUACAUUCCCCAACUCCAGAACGUCGAGUAUGAAGGGAAAAAAAUUCCAGCACCUGAAAUUAUCCCUUGGUAUCCCAACCAACUGGCUUAUACCAUUGACACUCAGAAAGAUGUUAUCCGCAAGAGCCCACCUUUUAAACGCCUUCAACGUUUUCUUGUAAGUGAGAACGAAGCCGGAAACAUCAAUCGUCAAGAGGCUGUUAGCAUGUUACCUCCCUUGUUCUUAGACUUGCUUCCGCAUCAUUUAGUGUUGGACAUGUGCGCUGCUCCAGGAUCAAAAACUGCUCAAUUAAUUGAAGCCAUUUAUAACCAAGCUCAUGUGAAAGACGCUGUUAAAGACAGUGCAAAUCUCAGCUCUCUUCAAGGACUCAUUAUUGCUAACGAUGCAGACCCGAAACGUGCCCAAAUGCUUGUACAUCAAAUAAAUCGAUUGAAUUCACCUAAUGUAUUGGUAGUAAACCAUGAUGCUUCAACUAUGCCGAAUGUGAUUGUCCCGUCUUCAGAUAAACCCGAUGAGAAGGAAAUUUUAAAGUACGAUCGCGUUUUGGCUGAUGUACCCUGUUCCGGAGAUGGGACAUUCCGCAAAAAUAUUUCUUUGUGGAGGGAUUGGAGUGCAACCAGUGGUUUGAGUCUUCAUUCUCUUCAGUUACGAAUUCUUAUCCGUGGUCUACAGCUUUUAAAGGUUGGCGGGUACAUGGUUUAUUCCACUUGCUCUAUGAACCCUAUAGAAAAUGAAGCAGUAGUAUCUGCUGCUUUGAAAGCCACAGGUGAAUCUGUAUCUCUAGUAGACAUCUCGGAAAAGCUCCCUGAAUUGAAACGGGAAUCUGGUCUAUCCACUUGGAAGGUGAUGGAUGACACUUUGCAAGAAUACAAUUCUCCUGAAGAUCCUCAUCCUGAAAAUGUCACUCUCGCCUCUACUAUGUGGCCUCUAUCAAUGGAUGAAAUGAAGAACCAACACAUUGAACGAUGUGCACGUAUAUAUCCUCAGCAUCAAAAUACAGGAGGUUUCUUCAUCGCUAUGUUGAAGAAGGAAAGCCCUUUGCAGGCGCAUAGAGUUGAUGCUUUAAAAAAACAAGAUGAGAGACCAGAACCUAAACGUCAAAAACUUGACAAUGAAGCAUCUACACCUGCUUCCACUGCUCAGCCUGUCACUAAGACCGGUAAUAAUUACUUUGACGAAGAACCUUUUGUUUAUAUAAAGCCAGAUGACGAAAGCAUUUCUUCUGUCUCGAAUUUCUAUGGUUUGGAUCCUAAAUUUCCUCGUGACCAAUUCUUCGUUCGUAAUCAAAGCGGCACACCUACGAGGUCUGUAUAUUUUGCAUGCUCCUUGUUCAAAAAAAUUAUAGAGAACAACAUUAAUCGUGUGAAGUUUGUACACGGUGGUGUCCGCUUUUUCGUUAAACAGGAUAUUAGUCCUUUGUUAAAAAGUAAUGAGUCCUUGGAAAUUAACAAAGAUGUUUGUAAUUUCCGGAUCCAUAGUGAUGGUGUAAAUAUCGUUAGCCCAUAUCUAGACGAAAAGUUUUUCUGUGACGCUACUCUUGAAGAUCUAAAAGUACUAAUGAAGCACGAUUAUCCCCGUUUGGAACAGUUUCCUGAAAAUGGGAAACUGAGAGCAGGAGCUGAAAAAAUGGUUUUAGGGUGUAACAUAGUUCGCGCUCAUGCCAAAAUCGAGGAUGGAUCGCUUACCGAUAUGCGCAAUCUACUACCUGUUUGGCGAAGCCCAAAUAGUUGCAACUUAAUGCUUGCUAGAAAAGAAAAACAGAAUUUAGAGUUGGAGUUAUUUGGAAUGAACUAA